This is a messenger RNA of Dufourea novaeangliae, 1008 nucleotides long. Its product is annotated as SAP domain-containing ribonucleoprotein. Bases 148 to 891 code for a protein of 247 amino acids. The record is from RefSeq and is a predicted model, not a curated record. Gene Ontology annotation, cellular component: nucleus. Lineage: Eukaryota; Metazoa; Arthropoda; Insecta; Hymenoptera; Halictidae. Gene Ontology annotation, biological process: poly(A)+ mRNA export from nucleus. The transcript has 7 exons.
AAGAUAGUGAUAUUGAAUCUUUUAUGUUGUACACGAUUUUGGUUUAGCGGCAAGCCCUCAAUAGUACAUAUAGUGUAACAAAUUGUGACAUGGUAAUCGGCAAAAUCAGAAGAAUUAUCUGUUGAAAUAAAAUAAUACAGAUGCGUCAUGGCUGAUUCAUCUUAUGAAAAAGGACUCACGGAACUUUCAAAGAUGAAGGUUGCGGAUUUGAAGAUCGAAUUGAAACAGAGGGGACUUCCCACCAGUGGUAACAAAACUGAAUUAGUCGAGAGGCUUCAGUUAGCAAUUCAUGGUGAUUCUGCAUUAUCUUUGGACGAAACAACAGAAGAAAUUUUAGAUGAAGACGCUGUUCUUGGGGAUGAAGAAAUAGAAGAGUUAUCGAGUAAACCAGAUUCUCAAGAAGUUAUUGAGAAUAGGAAAUUAUCCAUAGAAAGUAAUGUGAGUGCAAAGAAAAUAGUUUUAAACCGUAAACCAGUAAUCGAAGAAGCUAAAAAUGAACCAACCGAGAAAGUUGAGACUGAGAUAAAAAUAAUAGAUACAGCACCACCUGAAAGGAAAAUGAUUAAAUUAUCAGAUCUUGGCGAUAAAGAGAGGUUGGAGAUGAGGGCUAAAAAAUUUGGAGUGCCACUCUCAGAAGCUGCCAAGAAAGUAGCCAGAUCUGCCAGAUUCAGUAUUAAUAAUCAAAACAAUAAGUCUGCUGCUUCUGUAAAAACACCUGUGCACACAACAUACGACGUUUUAAAGAAACGAGCAGAAAGGUUUGGCACGUCUGUAUCUACUUUGAUGGAAAAGGCCGAAUUAGAAGCCAGAAUAGAAAAACGGAAAGCCAGAUUUGGUGAAGUGAAACCCGCCGCGGAAAAAAUACUUCAAAGUAAAGCUAAGAGUGAAUGAUAUUCUGUGUUAUAUACCAAAACAGCAACUUAGAUUGCAAAUCUUAUUCUAAGUUUUCUUAUUUUCAGUACAAUUAUUGUAUACAUAAUAAAAGAUCAUUGUAUUUGUUAUAAAAUA